This is a messenger RNA of Salmo salar (Atlantic salmon), 2444 nucleotides long. Its product is annotated as pikachurin. Lineage: Eukaryota; Metazoa; Chordata; Actinopteri; Salmoniformes; Salmonidae. The record is from RefSeq and is a predicted model, not a curated record. Gene Ontology annotation, molecular function: protein binding.
CGAAUGCAAUGUAUAUAUUUCUUGUCUGUAUAUUCUGUCAAUCAUUUGUAUAUUAUAUUCAAACUACUGUUAUACUUAUUUUUUUAAAGGGGGACAUACUGACAAACACAAUUUACCAACAUUGUCUCUAAUGACUGGUGAAUGAAUGAACCCGUGUUGUUAUUAUUCGAUAACCUGUGAUCAGUCACAUAAUUAACCCACAUGCCGCCUACACCAACCUACCUGCUCACUACCUGGCUGCACUGAUAGAAGGUGUUGUCAAAACUGUAGCGUCCGACACUGGAGUACAGUACACGCCCACUGUACUGGUAGGCUACUGAAGAUAAUUCACGCCGAUAUGGUCCAGAUACGCUGUGGAGAAGGCUGUCCGGUAUCAUCAUCAUCAUCCGAAUGUUGAUCGUCUCGCUUGCGCAUACACACACCUAUUCUCGGAAAACAUUUGCAGUUUGCAACGGGGUGCACACUCGCUCAAACGCAUUCCUCAAAGUUUUAUCCUCUGUGUUUACAUUUAAUUAACUUUUUCUGAGUUAUGGAUGUCUUGAGUCAAAAGAUACGCAUGUGCUUUAUUUUGUUGGCGUUACUGAACGCGGUGGGGAUAUCUUUUGCUGUCAAAAGGACGUACGUCAGAAGAUCCGAGCGUCUCCAUCCACCUCUGGACAUUGAGCUGGAGACGAUCAACUGCACUGCAGUCCGGGUCAAGUGGAGGUUACCCUGGAGACACGUCAGUACUGUUACAGGUUACAAGGUGUUUUACACUGAGAUGAGGAAUGGCCGUCCAGCAAGUUCAGCAGUAGCAGUGAAUGUUCGUCUCAGUCUGGACAUGUUGGCUACAGUAAAGUUCAAUGGGCACACCAUUUUUGAUGUAGAAAUUGGCAGUUUGAAGAUGGCAGCUCAGUAUGUGUUUAGUGUCGGUGCUUAUGGAUGGGCAGGAGAGGGACGACACAGCGUGCCACGGAGAGUCAGCACCUUCCAACCAGAGAUGUGCAUGCCCCCCUCGGCCCCCUCACAACCAGCCGUAGGGGCCGUUUCAGACACUGAAACCGAGUUGUCAUGGAAACAGAGUGAAAGAAAGGGAAGCUCACCUGUCCUCCAUUUCAUUGUGUAUUAUAUCAGACCAGAGCUGGACUCUGAGUGGACGUCCCUAAAGGAUCCAGUGAACGGCAGCUCGGUGGUUGUGAGAGGACUGGAUCCUGACACUCAGUACCAUUUUGCUGUCCAGGCAGUCAAUGUCUACGGAGCCAGCCCACACAGCGUCAUCGCUGACCCAAUAUGGACCUUCAGUGUGCAGGAGGGGGGCAGCGGGAGCUUGGGUCAGGGUUCUCCUGGCAACGGCAACAUUAAUCAGGAGGAUCUGACUGAUGUUGAGAACUCUGAUUAUGGGGCCCUCAUUCAGGAGCUACUUUUCUCUCCAGAAGAAGACAGAAGAUCUCUGCCGAGGUCCCGAACAUGGAGUCCCUUCUCACACACAGGGGGAGGAGGAAUGUCUCCUAGUGAGAACACUGCUGAUUCUGGCACCAUCGUCACUGCUAACAAGGCAGCCACUAUAAUAUCCACCUCUACCACACCCAUUCCUGCCAACCACACCCUUACCACCGACCCAGUUGCCCUCACCUCGUCUCCAGGCCUGGAUAGCGUUCUGCCGACCCCUAGCUCAGCCCCACUCCCGGCCCGCUCCACCCUGGCUGGCCCCCUCUCCUCUACCCCUCCCAGCCCAGGUCCCAGUGGAAGGGACAGGUGAGGGGGCUGUAUGACCUGGCCUGUGAGAACGCUGUGUGUUCUCUCAACAGUGUGUGUAUAGAUGACUACCAAAGUGGGGGAUCUCGCUGUUACUGUGCCCUGGGCCGAGGAGGGGACGCCUGCUCUCAGGGUGAGACAAGAGAACCACUCUAAUGGACUAUUAUUGCUUAGUUGAUGGACACGAGUCUCUGUUUUGCUACUGAAUUUGAGCUUAUUUGUGUAUUAUUGUUCUGGGUUUCUUUGUCCUCCAGUUGUAGUGGUGAAAUAUCCACAGUUUUAUGGCUUCUCCCAUAUUGCCUUUGAGCCACUGAAGAAUUCCUAUCAAUCCUUUCAGAUCAUGCUUGAGUUUAAGGUAAAAUGUUGUCUGUUUCAUUCUGAAUGUGUUGCAGUUCCUUCAUAGAAAUAAGCUGUAAAGCUAUUUUGUACAUCCCAAAUAAAAGUCAACAGCAGGGUGACGGACAUGAGGCCUUGGCCAAUGGGAUGGGCUCUUAGUGGGGCGGAUGUGGGUGAGUCACUGAACUGAAGCCACUGGAUUCUAAUACAUUAAUGUUUCCAUCAUAAUCUCUUACCUCAUUUAUUCUCUCUGUUGAUAAGUUUAUCCCUGCUUAUUUAUGUCAUUGCGUGAAGGUCAUAGCAAGUAACAUGUCAAUCAAUGAUUAACAUAAGUGUUUAAUGACAGUAGGUUAUAAACUUGUAUUUGUUCUGAA